Symbiodinium sp. CCMP2592 is the source of this 5646-nucleotide messenger RNA. The record is from the annotation of a GenBank genome assembly. Lineage: Eukaryota; Dinophyceae; Suessiales; Symbiodiniaceae.
AUGGCGUACCAGCUCGUGGAGGUCGGGACCGACGUGUCUGCCGUGGAAGAGGGCAGUGAAGGUGUAUCCAGUUCCAUUCAAGACGUGCGACAGCCACCUCCGCUGGCCUUUGCGAGGCCAAAAGAAGAGGCAAGACCGCCGAGACUGUGGAAUCCCGUACCCUUGAAGCCAACUCCAAGCAGGCCUUCUGGCCUUCCUGAAGCUUUCGCCGGACGCAAGCGUGGCAGACAGAGCUUCGAAGCUGAUGCCGUGGAUGACAGCCCGCAAGGCCGUGAUGUUCGGCAAGCUGCCCAAAAAAGGCAGGCUGGGGAGCAGGUCUACUGGGGUCUCGUCAGAAGCUACAACCCAGCAAGAAGGUCCGGUUUCAUCUACUGUCCCGAUGUGAAAGCAAGUUGUGGGCAGGACGUAUAUGUUUUCGAGAACGUGCUAUAUUCCGGUGUCGCGGGACCUGGUGAUGUAGUCGCUUUCUUCAUCCACGUUUCCAACAAAGGGCUUCCACAGGCGUCGCAUCCAAUGCUUCGACUCAGGUGUUUCGUGGAUGGCGCAUACGCACUGAGCGGUGUCUUCAAACGCGGGAGCUUGGGGUAUGGCUUCAUAGAAAGCGAGGUUGUGAAAGCUUUUUUCGGCCGUGAUGUCUAUGUGCACAAAGACCUUGCUUGCUCUGUCGCACCUGGUCAGAUGGUUAGCUUCAACGUGGUUCUCAACGCGCAGGGCAUGCCGAAUGCUUCUGACAUGGCCGAGUGUGGCCGAGACUGGUCCCCUAUUCCGCCAGAUCUCUCACAGCAAGUCGAUCUUGCAGCGGAAGAAGUCUGGGCCGCGCGGGCUCAGGUCAAAGUGCAAGGUGUGGAAGCCCACACAGGAAGCGAGCUCUCCUCUCGCCUUCCAGGCUCUGCGAGGCCUGUCCCAAGUGGCAUGAUGAGCUCUGGCUUCAUCAAAUCAUUCAAUGAUAGUAACAACUAUGGUUUCAUCGACUGCGAGGAGGUCAAGGCUUUGUACGGCUGCGACACGUUUAUGCACGGCAGAGAGUUUGUUGGCCACUACGUUGGCGAGACAGUGCAAUUCGAAGUUGGGCUUUCGCCGAAGGGUCAGCCACAAGCAAUCAAUGUGCGUUCACUCACAGAUGGCUGUCAACAACAAGAGAUGACUCCGCCGCCACACAAGCGGCAGCGGCUGGACACAGGCAGGCACACGAGUCCAGCAGCUCCAGGGCAGGCUCUGAUGGUAUUCUCGGGGACCGUGAUCAGCGUCUUUCCGGAGAGCGAAUGUGGCUUCAUUGAUUGCAAGCCGGUCAGAGACCGUUUCGGGCAUGAUGUGUUCGUGACGCUGCAAGUCCUCGCUCAAAGCCUGGCUGGACCAGGAGACCUUGUUGCUUUUGGCCUCUCGUUGUCAGACGAUCAGAAGCCUCAAGCUGCCAACCUGUUGCGGUUGAAAUGUAGCACCCCGGGCUUCGCCUUGAAAGGCGUUUUCAAGACAACUGCAAAUGGACACUGCUUCGUCGAAUGUGAGGAGGUCAAGACCUUUCUGGACCGAGAUGUAUACGUUGGCAAGGAAAUAGCAUCGAAGCUUGCGGCUGGGUCGACCGUCUCUUUCAAUGCAGUGCUGAAUCGUGAAGGGAAGCCGAAUGUAUCCGAUGCUGCCCCUUGCGACGAACUAUGGGAGCCCACCCCGGGCGACCUCACUGAACAAGUUAUGCUGGAGCCGCAGCAGCCCAAAACAGCGACAAAACCUCUUGGCACUGGCGAGGUUUCCACUGGACAGAUCAAGUCCUUCAAUCCUGGCAACAACUAUGGCUUCAUCGCUUGCGAGCAGGUACGAGCCUUGUAUGGUUGCGAUGUGUUCCUUCACGGCAGAGAGGUCACGCCCAAGAACUUGAACGUGGGCCAGAUGGUCAGCUUCGAGGUCGGGCUGAACCCGCAGGGAAAGCCUCAGGCGGUCAACGUGGCUCGCUCGGCCACGAUUUCCUUCGGUUCGGUUGCUUCUUCGUGCAGCCAUAUCCCGGCUGAAGCCAACAAUGCCUUGGUAUUCGACAAUGCCGUCAACAUUUCCAUCUGUUUCGUGGUGCAUCGCCACCUCGCCAGAGCUGGUGUCAUUGAGCAGGCCGCAGUGAAGGCGCACUACAACUGGAGCAUGUACCAGUCCCUCCUGGCAGCAACGAAACGAUCCUUGCACAAGGUGAAAGAGCGCCUCUCCGCUCGCCCGCUCGAAGACGGUUCCACCCCGCCAGCGUUCUUUGAAGUGGAGCUGCAGUUGGAUGGACUCGGGGUAUGCCUGCAGCCAUCCAUGGAAGACAUUCAGAGUGCCAUCAAUGGCGGUGCUGUGGCCUUGCUGAAGUGCUCCAAGAUGAUCGAGGCUUGGGAUACUGUCACAAUCCCAAGUACCGUGCAACUGCUGCUCAAUCCGAACCUGCCGCCAGUCAGUGGCACAGGGGCGCAGGGAACCUUCUACGACCGAGUGGCACAGGAUAAAGAAAUAUUGAAGGUGGUUCUGCUCCUCACUGGCAGCAUACAAAGUGCUCGAGAUGGCAAGAACAAGUACCUUAAGCAAUUUGAGCGUUGGAGCUGGCUUUGGAACUGCGACAUUGACGAAGAGUACAAGAAGUUUCGUGCAUCCGAGCCGACGUUGGAUGAGUUUGAGGCCAAACUGCGCUCUUUUGCUCGUCUGGACGAUGAGUUUCAACUCAUGGAGCCUCGCAGGCAAAUUUCCGCGCUCUCCCUUCAGGCGGGGAGCCUGGCACGGAGCCUGCGAGAGCUGGCCGGGCGCUGGAAGGAGUCCUUCGCUCGUGAGCUGCACACGCAGGCCUUCCACCGCUUGGAGGCCCUCAGUGAAGUCAUCAAGUCCACCAUGAAGAAGCUCAGCCGAGAGGUGGCAGACGGAGACAUUGAUGCGUUGGGCCACGUCAUGCGAACUCUGCGGGAGGUGAGGGAAAAACAAGGCGAAAUCGAAUUAGAGCUCGAACCGGUGGCCCAGAUGUAUGCCAUGCUGGAUUCGUAUCUUCCAAACAUUCUUGACAAAGAGGAGCAGGACGCGCGCAGCAUGCUGCAAUCAAGCUGGACGAAGCUCCUGGCAGAGAGCGAGACGCGACAUUUGGAGCUGACCGUCAAGCAGGUUCAGGCUCCGCGAGUAGUGAGCUUCCAGCAGCAUGAGCUGCCUGUACAGCAAGCGCCCGUCGCCAAAGCACCAGUCCAUGUCCUGCCGGGCGCGCCGAGACCUUUUCUUCGCAACGCCAACACUUCGUGUCACCCGCCGCCGCAGGCUCUGCACGCUGCACAAUCCGUGCAGAUGCCGCAGGCCUUGGAGGCGAGGAGGCUGGUUGCAAGGGUCGGAGAGACCUCUGCACCCUGUGCAGCUUGCGCUACAAGUAGCAAGGCAGCUGCACGUACAUUACGCUUUGCCGACGAAGUUCCGAGACAUGAACUACAAACCCGGGAGUCCGGGGAGAACCCCUUGUCGCUCCAGAUCCAAGGGCCUGCGCCAAAAUCUGUGCUUCGACGGCCGCAACAAGGCAGUCAGAGUCAAGCAGCCGGGGAUGCACGUGCACCCGACGGUGGACACAGCGCUGCCAGCGCAAGUGCAUGUACAGCCCUAGCAUGCCGAUCGGGUGGAUACAGUCGCAGAAGCGAUGCACAAAGCCUCCCCAAGCCCAACGGCAUGUCUGCUUCAAGACGACCUCUGCCUGAGCCAGAGCUUUUGGUCGUGAAGUUCCUGUACUUGUCGCGACUCCCAGCAGGAAGUUGGAUGCAGAGCCCAGCCCAGUACCAGCUCAGCCUUCACGUGGGCGAGGAUGCCCGGAGCGAUCCUCCUGAUCGACCGGGCCCCUUCAGCACCAGUCUCGUGCAAGCCGGCCCGCCCUUGGCGGUGCCGCCAGAGGAGGCACAGCUGAAGCAACGCAUUGCCUCGGCCGUUGAGGCCAUGGAGCGAAGUGCUUCGGGCCUUUCGGGCCUUUCGGGCUCGGGCCGUGCUUCGAGCACGGAAUGCAGGUUCAAAGCGCGUGUCACUGUUCGACUCAGCGAAGCUGGGCCUGGGCCGGCUGCCGGAGGUCCAGUCUACUUCCGAAUAGAUGCCUGGUCGCUGUGCACGAGCAGCCUCUUCGGGAGGCCAUCUCAGCCGGAACUCUUUGCACGCGCAUUUGUACCUAUUAACGACAGCAAGUAUCACCGACGAGCCUGCACGUGGCCGAUGAUUGAUGCCGCCGGCAACGACGUAGCCUACGUCACCUGCGAGUUUUCCUUCGCGCGAGUUCCUUCUCCGGUUCAGGAUUUACACGUGGAUGUCAUGGCGAAUGACGUGAAGCUGGCCUGGCUGCCUCCGGCCAACGAAGACAAAGCCGUCCCACUGAAGGGCUACCGCGUGGACUCUCGACUCCUGGGGCGGGGAAAGCGGCCGUCAGGAGGCGGCUCGUCUUGGCUGCACGCCGGAGACGUCGAAGCCCGUGAAGGAAGGGAAAACGUGUUUUUAGCCAACGGUUUGAAGCCGGACAGCCUCUACAUCUUCCGCGUCUGUGCAGUGAACGAAGUGGGCCUGGGCGAGCCUGAAGAGCUGGAAGUGCAAACGGGCCCCUGUGCGCCUGCUGGUUGCGGCCAGCCGCGCUUGGCUGGCUGCAGCGGACCUGUUCUGGCAGUGGAGUGGGAUCCCCCCAUGUACGAUGGCGGUGCCAACUUAGUUGCCUACCGUCUUUGGGUUAGGCCCUUCUCUGUUACCGAUGCAGAUCCGCAGGAGUGGCUUGAAAUUGGACAUGUGAAGCAUAUCCCGGACAGCGUGCAGCGGGCAGAGAUUCACACAGAGGAAUUUGACCAGCGAAUUGGCCGAUACCUGUGCAGAGUUGCUGCCAUCAACGCUGCCGGCGAAGUUGGACCCGCAACUGCCGAUGCCGUGUCGCUCACCCUUCCGAACCCAUGUGCAGUAUCGCGCCCAACGCCUGCGCCAAACAUGCCAUUGGCGCUGUCGGACGGGCACGGCUCAUUUGGUCCGGGCAUGUGGUCCAAUGCUGGGAGCAGCCUGCUGACAAUGACCAUUAACGAGCCUGGGAAAAGAAAGGUCACCGUUCCGCUCUUCAAGGAUGGUAUGUCUGCUAUGGACUUGCCUCUGGGGUACUUCGGUGGUCAUGCUGAUGGAGCCGGACAGAGCUCUUUGACUUCAGAGCAGGCUUCUGCUGUUGGGGCAGGCCAUGACCUGGCACUGCCAGAACGUCUGGAUGCAUUUUCCAGCUGGCCAUUGCCUCCAGACCUGGAGUCGCGACAUUGGUAUCACGAAGAUGCCUUUGGCUCAGAUCCGGGCUUUCAGGAUCCGCUCUCGCAGCGCGCCGUGGUGCCGUACAAGGCUGUUUCCGGACUGGACGAAGGCAGGGAAGUGAUGAACCAGGAGCUGUUGCAGAGCGUGCUGGAGGAGAAGCGGCUCUUGCUGGAUGCUAGCCUGCAGAACUUCCAGCAUCUUACCGACCAGCUGAGCCGAAGCCCGGAGAGUGAGACACUGCGCCAGCGGCAAGAGGAGUCAGAGAUUGAAGCCGCUGGCCUCCAAGCAGAGGUCGCUGUCUUGUCUCAAAAGCUCAGUGAGUUGGAGGCGAUGACUGCGCUGCCGUACAAUACGGGCAACGAUGAUUUAUACGGCUUGCUGCAUGGAGGACCGACCUCUCCCAAUGCAGGCACGUAG